GCACGGGGGCGGGUGCCUGGUGCUUAACCUGGUUCCUGGGCGCGGCGCUUCAGGGCUCGGUUGGUGAACCGAGGAUUCUGUGGGAAGUCUCACGUCUAGUUACGAUGAUUUCAAGAUUUCCCUGCGGCUAGAAGUCGCCUGGGAGAAAUCUGACACCAAUCAGCAGCCGCCCACCCCUCUCCUCCCGCCGUUAUGUAUGACCGGGCUCCCCGUGUGCUUAGAUUGGCUGAAGGUGGCAGCACCGAGGAUCGUGUGGGCCCUGGAUCUUACCAGGUUCCCUACCUGAAGCAGCAGGCAACAGGUGGCUAUGCACCAUUCCUGUCUUUGACUGCCAGGGAAAGUACUUUUACUGUCAUUUCUAAUACUGAGAAAGAUGUUCCAGGUCCAGGACACUAUAAUGUUUCAGAAAAGCAGUGUAAUAUAAAAGGAGGCCAAAGUCUACAAAACCGGGAAAAGCGUUUUAAGAAGUUUAUUUCAGAUGGUCCAGGGCCAGCAAGCUAUGAUCGAUCUUAUCCUGGAACACUGGCUGUCGUGAACAGGAAAACUCUGGAGGCUAAAAAGCAUCUUCAGUCAAAAAUGUCAAGGGCACUUACAGUUUUCAGAAGUGUUUAUGUUCCUUCAAUUCCUUUUGGACGGUCAUAUGGUUAUGAUAUUAAUGAGGAUGACAGUAUCAUAAAACAUUUACCACCUACCAAUGACAGCACACUAGGUCCAGCAUACUAUAAACCUCAAAUUGAUUUUUCCAGAGCAACUUUGAAAUACAAAGGGAUACAUUUUGGCAACUCUUUGGGAAGACUCCAGUUACCUAUAACAUCAGGGCCUGGUCCUGGACAGUAUGAUAUAACCCAGAAAAAGGCACCUCAUUAUGAAAAUGUAAACAUCAAGAAAGAUCAACAGCAAAAUAGCGGCUCAAAUCUCCGACAACUUUGUGAAGUAAAAAUAUUGCAGGAGGAAAAAGAG
This is a messenger RNA of Odocoileus virginianus texanus, 960 nucleotides long. NCBI's taxonomy places the organism in Eukaryota, Metazoa, Chordata, Mammalia, Artiodactyla, Cervidae. The record is from RefSeq and is a predicted model, not a curated record.